Molecule: messenger RNA, 405 nt
Organism: Homarus americanus (American lobster)
Lineage: Eukaryota; Metazoa; Arthropoda; Malacostraca; Decapoda; Nephropidae
Product: basic salivary proline-rich protein 2-like
Exons: 2
Coding region: 1-405 (134 amino acids)
Source: RefSeq, a predicted model, not a curated record
AUGCAUACAAGAGCUAUUAACACAAACAGUCAAGGGGAGUUCACUGGGGCCCUUCCACGGGCAGUGGCGCCUCCAGGGCCCCUCCCAGAGGCGGUGGGCUCUCCAAGGGGACCUCCCAGAGGCGGCGGUGCUCAAAGGCACCCACCAAGGGGUGGCGGCACCCUUAGGGGCCCUCCCAAGGCGGCGACGCCCCCAAGGGCUUUCCUUAGGGGUGGGAGUGACCCCAGGGCCCAGCCAGAGACAGUUGCGCCCCAAGGGCCCUCUCAGGGGCGACGGCGCCUCCAGGGGCUCUCCAUAGCGGCAGCGGCGCCAUCCACGGGCCCUCCAAGGGGCGGUGGUGCCCCAGGAGCCUUCACAAGGGCGGCGGUGACCCCAAAGGACCUCUCAGGGGCGGCGACGCCCUAG